UCUUUUCCUCUCAAACACUUUUCUUUCCUCUCAUUUUUCUUUCUUAUACCAAACAAACAUUACAUAGGAGAGAGAGAGGAGAGAGAGAGAGAGAGAGAGAGAGAGAGAGAGAGAGAGAAAUUCAGUGUGGCUAGGUAUACCGUCGGCGAACAGAACGACACCGUCCACCGACCAUCUCUUCUCCCUUUGAUGCUUAACAGCUCAAGAUUUUCUUCCCCUCUUUCUCAAUCAGAGCUCAAAAAAUACGAAAAUGCAGAAAUGAGAACCAAUUUUAUGCAUUGGUAGUGUUCUGGCAAAAACCUCAAUAAUGCCAUGAGGUCUAUGCACUUUUCGAAAACUUUCUUGAUUGUCCUCGCCCACGGCUUCUCUUCUGCUUCAACUCAUUCAGGAGGGAAGCUUUCAAGGUUUCCAGACCUUCCUAAAGUUCAUUCCAAGUACAAGCAUAGAGUGAUUCAAGAAGCUCAGAACGCCUUUAUUGACUACCUUCACACCACAAGGUCAUUGCCUUUCACAUUCGCCGAACACAUUGCUAGAAACUCCAUUUUUUCUCUCUGUAAUCUUAUCAAGAAGAUUGAUUCUUUCUACGUUUCCACUUUCUCCAGAAGCUUCAGUAAGCUCCUCAGGUACCAACCCAUCAACGAAUUUGAAUUUUUCUUUGAGAGCAUAGGCAUAGAUCAUGAAGAUGUUCCUCGAUUUUUGCCUGAAAAGUUCUUGUUUUCGGAAGAUGUGUCUGUAUUGAAUGUUUCUUUUGCUCUUUCUGGAUUCGGGUUUCCAUGGAAUACUUUAGGGAGGUUGUAUAAGGAGAAAGUUUCGAUUUUUAGUCAGGAUUCUGCUCAGGUAAUUGCUAGACUUCGUGGGUUUAAAGAGUAUGGGUUUUGUAAUCUCUCAGUAGUUGGUAUUUGUCUAGCUUUCCCUCACUUGCUGAGUUUGGAAGGUCAUUCGGGUUGUGAUGAUAUAGAUUCAUUAUUUGAUGAUUUGAAAAGGGUUUAUGUAGAAUUGAAUAUGGGGAGUUUUGUUGAGGGAAAUGUUGAUGGUUGGUAUGAGGUUUGUUGUAAAGUUAAGGUGUUUUAUGAUUUAGGUUGUGAGAAAGGGAAGGUUGGGGAAUGGAUUUGUAGGAAGAAAGAACUUUUUCUUAAUUGCCCGAAUGAUCUCUUACUCCGAAAAGUUGAUUACUUUUGUGAAUUUGGUGUUAGAAAGGAUUAUGUGGGUUGGUUUCUUCUUAAGAAUCCAAAAGUUUUGAGUCUUGACUUAGAAACACCAGUGAUAUCAGUGUUGAGAUUGUUAGAACAUUUCGGAUUGAACACUAAAAAAUUACAAGAGGUUAGUCAGAAUUACAAUCAUGUGUUGGGAAGAAAUAAAAUGGCUAAUUUACCUCAAGUGAUGAGGGCUUUGGAUCUACAUGAAUGGUUUUUCAAUAAGAUUAUGUAUACGAACAGUCGAUUAUUGGUUACUUACUCCAUCGGUUUCCCUGACCAAGAUAUUGAUGAAGAGUUCAAUAAAGCCUUGAAGGAGAUUGAAUCUUCAAGACUUCAUGCUCAUACAGCUAGCAAAUUGGAUUUCUUGAAAGGAAUUGGUUUCGGGGAAAAUGCUUCGACUAUAAAGGUCCUAAAUCAUUCCCACGGUACCAGUAGUGAGCUGCAAGAACGAUUCGAUUGUCUUCUUGGUGCAGGAAUUUCGUACUCAAAGCUAUGUUUGAUGAUUAACAUAUCACCAAAGAUCCUUAGUCAAAGUCCAGAAAUAUUAGAGAAAAAGGUGAACUUUUUGUGCCAGGAAAUCGAUUCGUCUUUAGAAAUACUUGAUAGUUUUCCAAGAUAUUUGAAUUUCCACUUGGAAAAUCGGAUUAAGCGAAGACACAACUUUUUUCUUUGGCUUAGAGAGAAUGGUUUAUGUGCCAAAAACUACUCCAUUUCAAGCAUGGUUGCCACAAGUGAAAGAAACUUCAUAGCUCGCCUUUCGGGUAUUCAUCCAGCUGCUCCCAAACAAUAUUUAGAGUGUUUCUGAAUAAAUUUCUAAUACAAAAGGGAUCAUUCAUUAACAAUUUCCAGGAGACAUUUCUGAGUAUGAUCUUAUCAACAAAAGGGUUAUUAUUAUGGUCUAAUCUCUGCCAACAUUUUGGUGAGUACUACUAAACUUUAAUUAUUAGAUUAAAGAUAGAAACUGUAAUUUAUUUUUAGAACAUAUUUUCUUUGGUUUCACCUGCAGGAACAGGGUAAAUGGUGAUACCAAAACACCAUGAAUCGAACUUGCAGAACGAUCUGAACCUCGACAUACCUAUUGUUGUGCACCGUUCGGUUGUUGAAUGUUCAUCGGGGCUUUGACAGUGAACUUGACUUGUUUGGAUUCUCAACUUGGCUUUACAAAAAUUUCAUAUGUAAAUGAAAAUGGAAUGAAUCUUUGUUUCAAUAGUGAAAUGAAUUUAUACAUGAAACUUGUUUAUGGUUCACUAAAACUGAUUAUAGUUAAUCAAAAUUCCCAAUUAAGUUGAAAA
Cannabis sativa is the source of this 2488-nucleotide messenger RNA. RefSeq names its product transcription termination factor MTEF18, mitochondrial. Bases 313 to 2001 code for a protein of 562 amino acids. NCBI's taxonomy places the organism in Eukaryota, Viridiplantae, Streptophyta, Magnoliopsida, Rosales, Cannabaceae. Gene Ontology annotation, biological process: regulation of DNA-templated transcription; chloroplast organization. The record is from RefSeq and is a predicted model, not a curated record. Gene Ontology annotation, cellular component: chloroplast. The transcript has 2 exons. Gene Ontology annotation, molecular function: double-stranded DNA binding.